This is a messenger RNA of Fonsecaea erecta, 1698 nucleotides long. RefSeq lists its product as hypothetical. The coding region runs from base 1 to 1698 and encodes 565 amino acids. The transcript has a single exon. Lineage: Eukaryota; Fungi; Ascomycota; Eurotiomycetes; Chaetothyriales; Herpotrichiellaceae. The record is from RefSeq and is a predicted model, not a curated record.
AUGGCUUCCGAGCCUCUCCUCCCUCCAAAGGAGGGCCCCAGCCUCCCUCCGACAUUCAAGACCAACGUGGCUGCUGCUCUCAACCAGAACCAUUUGAUCACUCCUCCCGACCAACCAGAGCACGACUUCGGCCCCGUCACUGGCCACGAAGACAAGAGCGACGACCCGGUGCUGGUGGUUGACGGAUCGGAUGUUCUUCCGCCGACACCCAGUUUGUCGCGAAGCUCUUCUCAAUCCUCCUCAUUCCCUGUUCACGGACUCUUCGAUCCCGAACCUGUCCCAGUUUCACAGCCAACCCCUCAACCCAGCAACUACUCCCGCAGCGAUAUUGCUGAUGCGAUCACCUUGACAUACUGGGGUUACGACUUAAUUCUUCAACAUCCGAAUAAAUUCCGUGCUCAGGUUUCCCCUUCUCAGCUCUAUCGUCUUUGUGACCGAAUGGUGCCGGACGAGGGUCGCUUUGUUCGUGCAGACGAGCUUGCUAGAAGAGUGGAGUGCUUCCUCAACUACCGCAUUGACUGGUUCGUCCCUGGGGUCGGCGCUGACACAGUCCGUGACGCCACCUCGUGCUCGCCGGGACCAUGGAAUGGCAUCAAGCGGUUGGCGUUCGCAGGGCUUCUGAAACAGUACGCGGCCGAUGACAUGGACUCGGUCUUGAUGGACAUCAGGAAUCAUCUCUAUGCCGGCAUCCCAUCUUGUAUGGAGUGGAUUCCCGAAGAAUCGAGUCUCCCACGAGUGACCAGGUCUUCUGCUCAAGCUAAACUUGGCGCCAAAUUGAAGUCCGCGAAACUCAACGAACGGCGCCAUAAUCGUCCCGUUGCAGUUGCCGCGCCGCCGCAAGAAAAGAAGGCAAAGGUUCCAGAUGCUGCGUUGUAUCUCGGCGAAGAAACACUCAGCAGAACCAGAGGAAUCAAACGCAGAUAUGUGGAAGAAGAAGAAGUUCAAGAGCCCCUCGUUGUCGAGGUAAAACCCGUCACAGAACAGGAAACCGCCGAGGAGACCGAGUCCGUCAAGAGCGUCAAGAAGCCUAAAGUGAUCUCGGACAACAAACCCAAGCCGACUCGGCGAAGCUCAGAUAUCAAGUUGAAGAACACUAGAAACCGCAAUUCGGACAAGCCAAGGGGUCCAAGCGAAUCACUCUGCCGGAACAUCAAAGACACUCUCAACAGACGCUCCGAGGACAAGAUCAACUUCAAGGCCUUCCAAGAUGCGAUUUCACCGCCGAACGGGCCGGAUAUCCACCUGGCUCCUUGCGAGUUUACGGCUGAGGAAUUGAAGGAUAUCCGAGAGCUUCAAGACAUUGGCGACUGUACAGGUCUUCAUCCAGAAGAGAUCAGGCUCUGCAAGCUUUUGGCCAUGAGCGCAGACCUGUACAAAUGCCAGAAGGCACGGUGCUUUAUCGGCCUUGCCUUGUUCGUGGAAUACAACCUUGAGAAGCUCACUGAGAACAACCCCAAGUUCAAGGUUUUGAACGUUGGCAAGGCUCAGUUUCAAUUGUUUGGCAAUGUGGACGUCAACAAGAUCAGCAAAAUGUACACAACUUUCAAAAAAUGGGGUUGGGUUGAGGAUAUGACGCAGCAGAGCAUUCCACAGUCCUACAUUGACCGGUUUCCACAAGCUCAUCGUCUGGCGCUCAAGAACGAAGUUGCUGAAUACGAGGCUACCCUCUCAGCCGAGAAGCGGAUCUUCAGAGUGUGA